Echinococcus granulosus is the source of this 7005-nucleotide messenger RNA. Its product is annotated as Neuroblastoma-amplified sequence. Gene Ontology annotation, molecular function: SNARE binding. NCBI's taxonomy places the organism in Eukaryota, Metazoa, Platyhelminthes, Cestoda, Cyclophyllidea, Taeniidae. Bases 1 to 7005 code for a protein of 2334 amino acids. Gene Ontology annotation, cellular component: Dsl1/NZR complex; endoplasmic reticulum membrane. The record is from RefSeq and is a predicted model, not a curated record. Gene Ontology annotation, biological process: retrograde vesicle-mediated transport, Golgi to endoplasmic reticulum. The transcript is spliced from 7 exons.
AUGCCAAUCCGUUCUUUAAAAUUUGGAUGUCUUUUUAAGGAUCAGGAUGUAAGGCACCGUGGAAAAAUUGAGACGUUCCGUUAUGAUUCUAAUCCACAACUCCCUCCUAACCUCUACAUUAGAGAAGACCUGAUCUCCUUUCAAGCGGAGUUUCCCGAUGCGGUCGUCUCCUAUGAUUCUAUUAAAUUAGCGGACAAAUUGCAAACCAUCCAUUCAAUUCACAGCGCUUCUAAGAAAGAUGAAAAUUCCGUCGUAUGGAGACUGAAUCACCGGCUAGUUUCAUAUUGGUCCUCCUUUUUUGGCUACUUGUCUCCUGUUAUUCUUGCGUACAGCCAGUACAAAAGUGCUGGAUUUCCUUGGGCUAUUGGAUGCUUGCCACCGUCUCUCAUCACAGUCUUGUCAGUUCGUUGGCUCGAGGUCUCCCCUCCCGCCGUAGCAGUCGAUGCCAUUUCUACUCUUAUUAACUUGGAGUCAGAUGACGUCAUCAUCGAUCCAACUCUGCCCGAUUUCGAUCCCGCUGCAAUUCUUUCUCCCACCGAAAAAUCCUCCGAUUUUGUCGAGUGGAGACGGUGGCCCUUAACUUAUGUGGAUCCCUACCCACAAUGGCGUGUCCUUGCCCUGCAUGUCAAUCAGUUUGUUGGUAUUGGAUACAGUAACGGAGCUAUUGAGAUCAUAAACCUCAGCGAUGCUAAUUAUCCUCCCAUAUUCAUUCAGCAACCCUGCAAUUCGGACUUCGCACCAAUUGUAGGAAUGAGCUUUUUGCGGGACUCUUCCUACCUCGUGGUGUGCCGAUUUUCGGGCGAAAUUGAAUUGUGGCAUCUUAAAGACAAAUCUGUUGGUUUUUCCGCCCGUUUAGUUUCGCAAAAGCUUCACCACUCCUUUAUAUUCUCUUCUGUAUUUGAUGCCGAAAACUCCCUCCUUGCCGUUGGUAGCGAGUUUGUGGGUACACCGAGAGACCAUCUGACAGUCCUUUCAAUCGAUAACCUCUCGUCUUUCUCUCUAUUCGUUCCUCCUAAGACGACUGUCUCCGGAGCUGGUGUCCCCGCGGCAUCUUCAAAGCUACGCUCUCUUAUGCGUUCAAUUUCUACUCGACAAAACGCUAAUCUAGCAGACGGAUUCGCCAGUCUUUCUCUAUCUCCUGGUGGUAAUCGCCUCGCUGCUCUGCACUGCUCUCGUGCUAUUUCCGUGUGGUCGUUUCCUGCAUGUUCUCUUCUUACCACCAUCAUUUCUGACGCUGUGGCAAUCGACAGCUUGACAGUCGCAUGCAAACCGCUUUCGCCAUUCCUUAAUUCCAAAAUACCGGUGCCGCAUCAAUUAAAUUGGUGGAGUCGGAAUCCCACUGAUCCGCUGUUGGCCAUUCUCAAAAGUGACGGUUCCCUCUCAGUAAUCGAUAUUGAGACCAUGGAGAAUCAGUUAUUUAAUGUAGACCAUAAUCAGGAUGAUGAAAGCAUUCAAUUUUCUCCAUUUUCAUCCUUUGCGGUUGCCAGUGUCAUCAAUUCCACUGUAACUGAGUUCUUCCUUCUUGACAGUUCCAUGGAAUGUCCUCCUAGGAGAGAGAAAAAAGUUCAGCGCCGCAGUAGUUCACAGAGGGGUUAUAUCAGUGCGUUAGCUGCAGCGCUGGGCAUUACAGGGAAGUCGGAGUCCGAGAAUGAGGUUACUGAACCUCUGGAAGAAGCCUCUUCCACGUUCAUGAGGGCUAACGUAGUUCGCAUUGUAGCGACCUCUCGUCGUGAGCUUUUCAUCCACCGUCUUCGAUGCUGCCGAUUUUCUGAAGCACGGGCUCUCACUACUAACAAUAACGAUGGUGCCGAUGGUGCAGAACUUGAUCCGGAAUUCGCUUGGCAGUAUCAAAUGCUUGCACUCUUCCAUUUCCCUCUCAAACCUAUCACAUUUGAAAAAAUUGUAGCAAUUAGCGCCUCAAAAAUCACAAAGCGGGUAAAUUGGCUCCUUCGAGCGUGUCUCCACGAAAUUCCUUGCAUUGAUGUGAGCUGGAAAACAGUAGACCUCUUUCGUACAGCAAAAUCUCUUCUAAAGGCGGGCCUUUCUCGCUCCUCCAACGCUAAUGUCACUGUAAUGUUCCAGGAACGGCUCUACCAAUUAAAGGUGUUGACAGCCAUCUAUGCUGAGGAGUGUGCUUUGUCUCUCUCGAAUGAGACUGGUGAUGACCAUGCUGAAGACGAGGUGCAGAAAUGGUGCUUGGAGUUGGAGGCCUAUCGACAAAACUCCCCGCUAGAUAUUGCUCUCUGGUACUUGCAAACUCAGCGCUACGCAGCGUUUGGGAUUUUAGUAUCCCAUUACUUUAACAUUCUAGUUCCCCAUCUUAUUAGUCUUCUUUCAACUGUCCCUGCAACUGAAUCGCCCGCUAAGUAUCUUCGACUGGUUAGAUUCUUCCCCUCAGAGUCGAUGAUGGAACAGCCUACCAUGAGUAGGUUCUCGGAGAGUCGUCACAAAGAUGCUACCGAGCGCUUAUAUUCCCUUCUUCCUAAAGACUUUCGAUGGGCUAAUACCACUCCAAGUAUAGUAAAUCUUGCUCAUUGGGCUUGUACAAGGGCCUACGAGCUGGAUCGGCUUUCCGGGCUUGCCACGGAAGCUGACGAGUUGUUGACAGUAGUCAUUGAAAUAAUCAAGGAUUGCAAUAAAGAUAAAUCAGACGCGAAAUGGCGUCGUUCAAAGCGACGUGCUUUGGCACUGCUGCAAAAGUACUCCGAUGAAGUGGUCCAAUUCACGACGAUCCUCUACCGUGCCGCCCCCGGCUAUAGCUUUUCCAACACCCUUCGACGCAAGAUUGAUCUCGGCAGCCAAUUGGUGUCCUUGAACCGUCUAAAGCUGGUGGAAUUUCAUCAGCUUACUUUUGAACAGCGGUUAGAACUUCUCAUUUGCGUAUGCAUCGCCGCGCCAUCGAAGGCAACAGCCGCGGAUGUAUGUAGUGUACUGACGCGGCACCUCCUCCCCUUCCUCACCUGCCAUGAGAAGUCCUCGGUGGAGUCUCGGCUGAAGCAGUGUCUUCUGCGGGUCGCCGAAUACGCCGCCACCGGUCUGGAGGCGGUUUGCAUGCUCGUUAAUAGAUGGCGGCAUUCGGACGUUGAAGUUAUCGCGUCGCUUGAAGGCAUCUCCUUCGAAUCGUGCAUUGUCGAUUUCCUUAUCGAGUUCACACCACCCUCAACGGAGGACUCCGAGGUCUAUUUGACGCACGUUCAGCGGAUCCUCUCUGGCCUGCGUGCCGAAAAAGGGGACAAAGGGAGCUCGCUUUAUCGCUUAUCCGAAUGUUGUGAGGCCCUCCUUGACUAUCACUCACUUGUUCGUGAAAUGGGCUAUCUCGUUCCCCCACAGGGUGUACCUACAUCCCUUGGUGAAGCGCUUUCCAUCAGUACAGGCGAUGAGUCACGACUCAUACAACUUGUCAGUCGGUGGAUUCGAGCUACCCUCGUCGCAGAGGGCGAGGCAAUGGCGAAGAAGUCGCAGAUGCAGGAGAGCUCACGAGGUAUCCCAUCAUCCCCCCUUCAUGCUAUGAAACGCUUCUACUUCUAUAACCGUCUCUCGAGUACUUCUGACGAUGCUUCUACACUGCCAUCAGAAAACAAGGACAAUGACAAUGAGACGCUCAUGAGGCAACUACUCGGUGUCAACUUGAAUGAGAGAGCACGCUUCCACCUGCUUGUUGGUGUGCUGUGUUCAGGGGACCGACGUCUUAUAGAUUUUGCAAGGACUUCACUGGCGCAGGGGCAGGAAAAUGAUCCCACCUGGCGUGCAGCACUUCAGUAUGCUAUCAUUGUCUAUUUCGAUGCUACACCAGCGUUUGGAGUUGGUGAGGUGAAUGAAGAAUUGGGUGCUCUUUGCCUCUCACUCCUUCCCUCCCCUGAAGACUCACCAGAGUCCUCAUUUUACGGAGCUGUGAAAUUCCUCUCCGGCGUCGAUCACCUAAACGGUCGUACCUCUCGUCUACCCUCUCGGUCGACAUGGGCAAAAAUGUUGCCGGAGAGAAAAGUGGAGCUCUUCACCGUGGCUCUGCAAAAUCUCCUGAAUCUAACAUACAUGAAUGAGGUAAACCUCAUUCAAGCGGGAAAAUACUUUGAACUCUCCGAAGUGGACGUAAAUCGGUGCUUCUUGAAGGCAGCAAUUCAAGUCGCCACAAUGAAGUCGCUUUGCAGUGCUGCAGUUGAAAGGACGGUGGCGCUAAUGCAGAAAAUCCUUUCUGUUCCUGUCCCUUCGGCAUGGCGCGAGCUUCGACUGUGGAGUCGUGCACCUGUGGGAAUUUUGGCGUCACUCUUCCCCGGCGUGGAGAACUCAGUAGUCGAGAGGUUCCGUUUAACUCUCGCUCGAUUCGUGAUUGCUUACUCCGUUCACGAAGCAGGCUGCAGUGAAUAUGCAGAAAUUUGUGCCGAGUUCGCAGAAACUUGUGCUUCGCAGAAGUCCCUCGCACUGGAGGCUGAACAUUGUUCCAGCGUGAUGCAACGUCUACUCUCUGCCCUCUCUUCAUCCUCCCACGAACCUACUGUGCAUGAGAAUAAACCCUUCCAACCCUGUAGUUUCUACCUAUCCCCCUUGGAUCCUACUGGACUUGAAGAUUUCUUCUCGUCGUCUCCUCUUUCUGCAUCAAUGUCAGCGUAUUUGUCAAGCUGGUCGUUAGCGGAACUCCGAACGAAAACUGUUCAGGAGGUGUGGACAAAUGAUUGCCUUCAUGCAAAGAGUCUGGAUGUUGGACUCUCUUACGCCUACGGUCCACCACUGGGACAGAAAUCGCGAAAUUGGACCAAAACUCUGUGUACUCGACUUUCCGAGGCUAUCCGUGUCGGUGCCACUGACAAUCGUGAGAUGGAAGACUAUCGGCUUGUGGCAGCUAGUAUUUCCGCAAGUCCUCAAUUGGCAUCUGACUCUGAGGAAGUCUUUCCUCCGAUACAAACGCUCCUGGAAUCUCUGGCACGCCUCUCGGCCAAGCAUCCACGCAUUGCCAGUUGGCGUUCGAAGGCUCUCGUCUCGCGACUAGUUAGCCAUCCAGACAAAUUCUUCUCCGACGCAGCCUACAGACGCAACGAGCUAUUGGCGAUAUCACAAACUCGCCCAGAAGUGUCUCUACUCCUGGCAAGGCACAUGGAGGAGUCAGGCUCGCAGUUGAUAUUGACGAACCUCUCAGAAAUCGUAUUCUCCACGGGUGAUGUUGACGCAGAGGUUACUAAACGCCGGCUAAAGGAGCUCUCGCCCUACCUCAAACGCGAUGUUCCUACAGCCGAUCUUACUUCCUACCUUCAAGAGACUGUUGAUCCACGAAUAGAGGCAAUUCCUCUGUGGCGUUUGCUCCUCCUCUUGAAGGUCAUUCUUGUGGUCAUGGGUGGCCAGGACACGGGAUUGCGUCUUCGUGGCAUAACUAUUAAGAAGCACAUCGAGUUUAUUAGCACGGUAAUUCAACUGGAUACACUAGUUUACUUCACCUUUUUGUCAGCCUUAAGUAAGGUAAAUGAAGAGGAUUUUCUUGCCUCCGUUCAACCCUACUUAACCUCCAAAUCGGAGGUGGAGUCUCUGACUGUCCUAGUCCACCAAUCAGAUUGUCGCUUGGCUGUGAGCGAUGCUCAGGUUUAUGCAACCUAUGCCACCCGUCUCCUCACCAACUCCGACUGGCCAAUACAAGAUUGCCUCGACUGUUUAGAUGCCAUGAUAACACACGAUGGUGACGCAUCUGUACUUGUGGAGUGGAUAUCGAGGAGUCUCUUCGGAGCCGAGGCCCCUGGUCACUUGAUAGACCUUGAGGGACGAAUGCAAUUGGUCGACUCCGCCUUCCGCGUUGCGAGUACCAAGUCGUCUGAUAAUGCGUCAGUGGAAAAGUUGAAGCACUUUAAAGCAGACCUUCAACGACGAAUCGAUUGGAUCAGACAGUUUGCAGACCGGUCCUUCCUAAGCGAACCUCUUCAACAACGUCUUCUGCUGCACCACUUUGAAGACAUUGGAACAGGAUCUGUUUUGGUUCUUCAGGCUGUUCGAGAAUUCCUCUCCGCAACUCGUGGCGACGCUGGUGAAACCUUCAGCACUCUCCUCUCUACCUUCAUCGACUUCACGCAGCGCAUCGCAGGACUGUUGUAUGUGGAUUUCAAGGAGAUUUUAUUAAAGGCCUUGUGCGAAAGUAUCAAUGAAUUCCUCACCACAAACUUAGCAGAUUGGAUCUACUUGGAUCCAUUAUCGCAACGUGAUCUUGAAAACUCGGAUCGGUUUUUUGGACGUGUCCUUCUCGAAGUCGAUCCAUCUUGUGAUAAUCGUUGCAUUAUUGCUCAAAAUGCCUUCAAUCAUGUGCUUGUGCGGUAUAAUUUGGCUUACAAUUCGUCGGACGAUGUGAUCUCGAAGCUGAUUGCCUUUCUCCAAGGUCACGAAGCUCCGGCCAAUCCGAUUGUUUGGCUAUUGGGUGAUGGUGGACUAACCAAUGAAAAUCUUAUUCAAGCAACCGCGGUGGCCAUCGAAUUGGCGGGUUAUUGUUUGACUGAAAAUGCAGACGUAGUAUCUCAAAAUGAGAGUACUUUGUGGGAAAGUUGGUUGGAAUGCUUCGGUCGACAUCACACCUUGCCAGAACUGUCAAGGCAACUGGUCUCGCGAGUGCAUCUGGCUCGCCUGCCCAAUGUAGCUUAUUUGACUGCUGUCGGGGCUCUCGAAACAGAUGACACGAGCUUGAGAGAGGCUGUCAACAGUUGCCGACUUCUUUUACCUCCUCCAACUGCCACUACUGCUGCUGCCAAUCUCCCCGCUGAUAUAAACUUGGAUCCAGUUGCCUGUCGACGAUUCCUCAGCAGAGUCGACACCUGGAGGACGUCAGCAUUUCCUGUCUCCAUGCUGAAAGCAGUUUUGGAGGUUGCUGAAGAUGCGCGUUAUGAUGCUUUCUUGCGACACAUUUUGUGUGAAAUGCGUAGUUCUGGUGACGCUUGGAUGGAAGUAGUCCUUAUAGGCAGAGCCCACCUUUCGCGAAAACGGCGCUUGACCACCUUGGACGAGGUGUUGAAAGCUGUUGAAAACUUACUGAGCGAAUGA